This is a messenger RNA of Planococcus citri (citrus mealybug), 4771 nucleotides long. RefSeq names its product javelin-like (gene jvl). The record is from RefSeq and is a predicted model, not a curated record. The transcript has 2 exons. Bases 640 to 3021 code for a protein of 793 amino acids. NCBI's taxonomy places the organism in Eukaryota, Metazoa, Arthropoda, Insecta, Hemiptera, Pseudococcidae.
AGUUGAACUUGUCUGCAGUUUGAACCGAGCAAUCGAUAAGGAACUGUGCGAUAAUUUUACCUACAUUGUAUAUUGUAUUAUAGCCUAUAACCUUCUCGUUUGAAAAAAAAAAUAAUAAUAAAGUUCCGACUCGUAUCUAUGUGUCUGUGUAAGUGUUUGCCAAGUUAACCGCGUGUUUUUAUGGUGUAUCUUCUUCUCGCACACACACGAGAAUAUAGGUACACCAAAAAAUAUAAAUCAUAUUCAUUGAGUAAAAAUGUUUCCUUUUGUAAUUCGCGUACUCGUAUUUGAAAUGUGUUACGAUACGUUAGACGUAACUUACGACCUUUUUAUUCGCGUAUUGUUAUCUAUAAAAUACCUAUACACGUAAAAUAGUACAUCGAAAAAUUCUCAUACGUUAGAACGAAUUUCACGUUUCCGCUGACAGCGGCAGCGACACAAGCAGCAACAGCGGUGGUGGUACCUCUACCAUCGACACCACCGCCAGCAGCAGCAGUAGCAACCACAGCAGUAGGCAGGCCGCAUAUACGCCUCUUGUUGGCUGGUGCAGCGGUCACGACGACGAUGAACAGUGGCAUAGGACGAGGACUAGGACACCGCCAACGCCAACAAGGAACUCGCAUUGAUUGAUAACUAGCCAUGGACGAGGUGAUAGAUUCGUUGAACGAGAUCAUCUCGUCGUCCGCGAUGCAGGAUACUCAGGCUGGACGACAUAUGAGGAGCCAAGACGAGGACGACGACAGAAAACGUGAGGAUGUGGGGUCUUCGGUCAUCGAUAUAAUGACGUCUUCGUCAUCCACACCAGCCAGAAGUGGUGGCAGUGGCGGCAAUGGUGACAGAUCUGAUUUACCUUCGUUUCAUUAUUUCAUCAGCGAACAGGCGAAAUCGAUGCUGGCUUUGCAAGAAUUACAAAACGAAGUCGGCGCUUUGUUGGAGUUCCGCGAUCUUGUGAUGGAAGCUUUUCCUCAGCUACGUAAAAUGCCACAAACUGUGAUGUCUCCGACUAGCAAUAAAUGGGAACCAGGUAUACGAGUUAAACGUAAACUAGGCCAGCAGCUCAGAGAUCAAGAAUGUCUGGUAUCGUCGCUGGUGCCACGGUACCGAAGCAAUAGCCAAGGUAAGGCUUCGUCUCGUAGCGGCGAAGCAUCCGGAUCGGUGACUAGCAGCGCCAUACAAGAUUCCGGAUUUUGCACCGAGAGCAAUAAAGAUCAUUCUUCGGCCAUCAGCAGCAGCAGGAGUAAGAGUCGCGAAACCGAUGACGAGUUGUUCAGCUUACUCGAUAUUAUACACAGCAAAGGCACCAGAUUAAAGCUCGAGGUCGAGUACCUAUGGAAUCGAUUGAAUCGUAAAACAACCACGACGUCGAAUACCAUCAGCAGCAGCUUGACCACAUCCAAACGUCGCUGCAAAAGUCUCGAUGAUCUCAUUUGCAAGAAUACCAACACUAAUAACUGCACAGCCGCUGAUUACACGUUCGAUUGUUCGUUACGUUCGCAUUUCCUCGACAGCGAACUGGAUGACUUGAAGCACGAACGAGAUCUGCUGCUCAAGAAGCUGACUGAUAUCGAAAGCGAGCAUUUCGCCAAUCUUGCGCAAACCAACAGACUGCUAGCCGAGCUAGAGAACGUAUCGGCUGAAAAACGAGAUCUUGAGGAACGUCUUCGGGUAGCUAUCAGCACAGAGAAUGAACUACAACAGAGACAACAUCACAAUCAGCAAGAUACUCGACUUAGUGGCGGCGAUGAAUCGGCAACUCAGCAGCAUCGUGCUUUCUUCGAACGUAAUCAACCAUCGCGUAAUGCUCAAACGCCUUUUGCAAAGUGCCAACUAUUAAAAUUAGUGCAAUUCUUCAAAGAGAAUCAAUCUUCGACCGCUGCUGACCAGCAACAGCAUCAGCAGCUGACUUCGACGACAAGUAGCCAAAGAGAACCGUACUUCACAACGCCUAGCGAACAAUCGAAUCUGUCGUUCGAUACAACGACAACCGUAUCGGUGGCUGGUACCAAACUAGACAGGCCCACGAAUCCAUUAACCAAAGAGCUCAGCUCGGUAGAUGGUAAAGAAGCCUCGACGAGAAUAGACUUAAGAGAAGAGUUUGACAAAAGACGCAGAUGCAGGAGUAGAUCCGAAUGCCCUUGCGACGAUUGCAAGGCUAACGAUCAAACUGGUAGCGAUUCAGUAGCCACAGCCAAGACUGCAGCCAUCGUUAGGCAAUCGAGUACGUCUUCGGCUACAUCGGCCAUCGAUCAAUGCAUUAGCAGCAUUGGUAAACCAGACAUUCUAAUUGGAUUUUUAAGCGGCCAUUCGUCUUUCUCAGAGGUGCCAAAAAUCACUAGCAACGUAUCGUUAUCGAAAGAAAAAGUACUCGGUAUACUAAACGAAUUCAAUCCUGUCGAAUUGCACAGAUACCUGUUAACGUUAUCCUAUCAAAUAGAAGCGUUAAACGUGCACGUGCAACGUAUCUCCAAAUCUAGACUGAACAUAUUCCAGCAACUGAAUAGGUUUAAAAUCGAAAACGAAGAUCUAAGAUUCCAGCUGGAAGAGAAAAACAUCCAACUCGAAGGUACCAAAGCCAAAGUUCGCGUACUCGAGCGAAUGCGAAACGAAAAAUUCUGCUAUUCGGCCAGCGAUCUGAUGUCAUCGUCUGGUAAACCAAACACAUCGCAUCAAGAGUCAAACGAUAUGUUCACCUGCCCGGUAUCCGAUACUGCUCUACUGCAGCAGUCUUCCAAUCAGAUGCUGACCAGUAGUAAACAUAGCGAAAAAUGCCAAGAUCUGAGGGAUCAUAGUGAUAAUCGAACAAAACCUUUGUCGGCCGGGCCUCCGUCGACGUCUAAACGAAUCAUAAGCAAAAUUCCACUAAAGACUAACUCGUCCAAGAUACCAACCAAGUUGGCAUCUUGCGGCAGCUCCUCGGCUAAAAAGCUAACUAGUUUUAGAGAUUGUAAAGAAUAUUCGUCGCCGGGACCUCCGACCAAUAGUUCCUGCGUAUCUUCUAAUGCAUCCUCGUUGAAUAAGUGACUCAUUCUACUUUGACUUUGGUUUUGUUAUUUUUUUUCUUUCUUUCUAAUUUUUUUUCCUUUUAUUUUGGACUGACUGAUCGUAAGUACAUUAAUAUUGGAUGAGCGAAUUGCGGUGUAUUUUGGAAUACUCAUUUUUUUAUUUUUUAUUUUUUUGUGUCUUAUUUUUUUGUUUUUUCCUAUCUUCGUUUUUCUCUCUCUCUUAUCGAUUUUUAUUAUUUAUUUUAAAUAGGUACGAAAAUCAUACUACGCGAUGGAAUUAACUUUAGACCGGUUGAGUUUAUGAAUGCCUUGGAGAUGGGUGUUGAUAUUUCUCUAUUUAUCUCUCUUUUACUCGGAUUUAUUUUUUGCCUUUUAUUUUCGUUUAUCUAUGUAAGAUAAUUCGUCGUUUUUUUUGUUUAUUUGUUUUUUUGUUUCGUUUUGUGUUUUGUUUUUUUUUUUUCGAUUUAUACACGCGAUUGUACGAAGUCUUUUUUUAUAUUGAUAUUGAUGUUAUAUGGUUCACAAUGUAAGAUAAGGUAUUUUAAUGCACUUUGGCAUUUUAUUUUUCUCAAAUAUGAUAAUAUUAUAUACAAACAGAUUAUCAUAAUCACAAUUUUAAAAAAAAAAAAACAUCACAUUACACUAUUACGCGCGAGUGAGGAAAGUCUCAAGUAUACUAUUCUCUUAAUAAGUUUUUUUUCAAUUUUCAAAUUUUUUAUAAAAAAAAUAAUUUUGAGAACGAAACGAACUCGAUACCGGCUCGGAAUUUUUUUUUAGAUUUAAUUUUUUACGAUGGUAUGUGACUUAUACUGAUAAAUGUCACUUUCAGUUACCAAGUAUCUUCCUUACCAAAGUUUAAUAUGUUCACGGGCCUGUACCUUAUUAUUUUUAAUGAUUAUAAGACGAGUAGAGAAAAAUAAACGAGAAUUAGAGCGAAUGUGGUCACUACUGGUUGUGGUUUUUCUGAGGAAAAGUUGAAGCCAUAUGAAAUUUUUUUUUACAUAACUAUGAAUGAAAAUCUGCACGAAGGAGAAAAUAAAACCUCGCGAGAACUCCUUUUUUUUUUGAAAAAAAAAACAAACCGGUGUCAAUUUUUUUCCAUGAAAAAAUAUAUCUUACUAUUUUAGAAUGAAAUUCGUAGUCAUUGGUGUAUUUUUUUUUGUAUACGUUAUUCGAUAGGACACGAAUUACUCGUUAAAUAUAAACAAAAAACUUGCUCAAUUUUGUUAGUGCGUAAAAAAAUCAUCAUUUUGAAUUCUAUACGAUUUUUUUGAAAAUAGAAGUAGCCUUUUUGAACGUAGUAGGUAGAGAUUUUUGUUUGUAUUUUGAAACAAAUGUGUAAUAUUCCAGGGAGUUAUAAUCGACGUACUUUUGACCAGCGUCGAUAUCAAAGUGAUCGAUUUUGUACUCUUUACGUAAAAUCAUUCCAAUAUUUCUUAUCGAUCGAUUCGAUAAAGUCUUAUACUUUUUAUUUUACGUGUUUUUUUUUUUUUUUUUUUCGUAGUGUGAAACCUUCACGUAGUCCAAAAACAUUUCCAUUUUACCGGCAUUUAUAAACGGACAGGUUUUGAGUUAAUUUUUUAUUAGCUUUAAAACCUUAUAUAUUUUUCUAUUGUACUUUAUUCUUUUUUUUUUUUUGUUUUUAUUACAAAUUUUAUCAUUUAUUCGAAAUUUUAUUUUGAAUUUGUUUAUUGUGUACGCUGCAAUAUGUUUUUUUUGUCGUAUUUGUUUAAAAUGUAUAAAUACAUUUCAUAUUUGUUUAUUUUGAA